UGCCCGGCGAGCCGUCGUCUUUCACCACCAACAACGCCCCUGUACAACUAGCACGCGGUGGUAUUGAUAGCCCACCAAGUCGUCCGCUGCCCCCGCAUUGCACCGGAUUCGAGUACCCCGCCAGUCCUUGCGUGACCGCGGACUUCCGCCCUUCAUUGUCCAGCCUUACCGAAAGGGCUUUCUGACACCAACAAUUGCGACGACGGCGCGAGCGAUUUGUCGAGCCUCUCACACGAUCAUCGUUGUUUGUGAAUCCUCGUCAGGUGGAGAGAUAUUGGCCUCGUGGGUCUCGCAUGCGAGAGGAAGGUUUGGGAGAGAACAGUAUAAAAAGCGCUGGAGUCCGACGGCUGGCUGACAGAGUCUUGUCUUGAUCGCCCUGAACGACGCGACUUCCAGAUUGAACUUUUGAGUAAUACACCGCGCCCGAUACCUUGUACAGCGCGAUCAGUCCGCGACUAGGUGACAAUAUGACAACUCGCAAACGACGCGCGCCCGGCGCAUCUCCUGUAGUCCCGCAAAAUACGUUCCAAGACCCUAGCGCGACAGGAUCAGACACAUACAUGAACAACUGGGAGCCUGCGUCAGCAGCGGGAGACAUGAGCGGGUUUGGCGAUGGAGCGUUCUACGACCAGCUUGGGGGAGGUUAUGGCGCGAACUUUGGUCAACAGCCGUCGACGCACAACCGCGUUGUGUCACUGGAUGGACUGAAUGAUGGUGCAGAUAUGGGUGCCGGUCAACUAGUCAGGCGGAAUCAGAACCAACAACUUGCAGCUAGAGGGCGCAGUCCAUGGGGAUUCAACGAGCAAAAUCAGCCGAAUGCAUGGGAGAACACGGACGACGACGAGGAGCUGGAGCGGAAGGCGGCCAUUGCUAAAAAGGAUGCGUCUGCGAAGAGGAAAACGAUACCACCGUUUGUCCAGAAGCUCAGCAGCUUCCUUGACAACGGCAACAACACAAACCUCAUCCGCUGGUCCGACGACGGCAAUUCAUUUAUAGUUCUUGACGAGGAUGAAUUCGCGCGAACGCUUAUCCCAGAGCUUUUCAAACACAACAACUAUGCUUCAUUCGUGCGGCAGCUGAACAUGUACGGUUUCCACAAGAAGGUCGGCCUCUCCGACAACUCGAUGAAGGCGAGCGAGACAAAAGCAAAGGCGCCGAGCGAGUAUUUCAACAAAUAUUUCAAACGCGGACGACCAGAGCUGCUCUGGCUGAUCCAGAAACCCAAGAACGCCCCCGCCGGCGGUCCGAAACGGAAGAGGGAUGACGAUUUGAAAGGCGACAGCGACGAAGAAAGGAAAUACGCACCCGAUGGGGGCGGAGGAGGCUAUGUUGAGGAGCUAGCUGUGCGAGGAAACAACGAGGGGAUGGCAAUGAUACCACGAGCGGAAUAUAACAGCUUGCGCGCGGAGGUGCGGACGCUGCAGCAACAGCAAAAGGUUAUAUCGAACGUCUUAGGCCAGAUACGGAGGCAAAACGACCAACUCUAUCAGCAAGCAACGGCGUUCCAGACAUUGCACGACCGCCACGAGAACUCGAUCAACGCCAUACUUACUUUCCUCGCCACUUUCUACAACCGGAGUCUCGAAGGCAAUACCAACAACAUCAAUAUUGCGGAUAUGUUUGGCUCUGCGAUGGGUAAUCAACAGCCGCAAGGUAGUGUCGUUGAUAUGGAAAACUACCCCGAGGUUCCCAUCGCCAAGUCACCGCAACUGCAAAAGAGAACGCCCAUGAAACUCCUUCCGGCACCGCCCGCAAGAAAUGUGGAAUCACUCUCGCCUCGUGCAAAGACUGUUAGCCCAACCGUCCGGACUGCGUCUAACACUCCAAUAGCCAUCCCAGACGAAAGGUCAACCCACUUCCAGCCUAAUCUGCCCCAGUCUCGGACCGCUAGGCCUUCGAAUCCUAGAACACCUUUUGGCGGCCCUAUGAAGGUCGAAAGUGCCUCCCCGUCCCAGGAGCCCAUGCCUUUACCAGAGAACCACGAGAUCAUGUCUGCGAUCCAGAAUGCCAACGCUAAUGCGACUGCCGGCGGCUUUAGCCACGCCCCGCAGAUCGACCUGCCCGCAGCUCUAAAUAGCUACCAGCACCAAGACGGCCACACGCCCCUGACCACACAACAGCGCAACGACGUCCUCUCUCUCAUGGCACAAAACACCUCCGCCGCCUCCCCCAAUAGUGCCUUCGCCGCAAAUACCAACAACGCCCUCAACAACCCGCAGCCCCCGCCCAUGCCGAAUCUCGACCAAAUGCAGGAGACGGAAGCCCAGCUCGCGUACCUGCAGCGCGUCUCCGAGGAGCAGAAUUCCCGUGUGCAGAGCCUGCAGGAGCGCCUCCAGCCGCUUAGCCCUUCGGGCCAGAUUCCGGGGCUGGACAGCGGGAAUGGGUAUUUUGGUGGUGCAGGGCUCGGGGAACCCGGCGCGUAUGACCUCGAUCUUGAUAGUUUUGUCCAGGACAACGACUAUUUCCCAGGCACGACGCAGGAUGGCAGUGCAAGCAUGCAGGAUCCGACGCUCCCGGAUUUGAAUUAUCAGCUCACAGGGGAUAAUUCGGGCUUCGGGGUUGACGAUGAUGUCGGCGAGGGGUUCAACUUUGGGGAUGGGGAUGCUGGUGUUGUUGAUGGAGUGGAGGGGAACGGACAUUUGGGGGUCAAGGAUGCGGGAGGUACGGUGGAGAGUGUGAGUUCUAGUGCGACGAGUCCGGCGAGUGCGACAGUGGAGGAGGUCGAGGAUGAGAGUAGAAGAAGGAGUCCGAAGAGGAGGCGGAAGUGAGCUCAUUCGAAGGGGUGGGGGAGGUGGAGGGAAGUAAAAGCUUUAGACUCUGUUUGAGUUUUGGAGUGGAAACGGAAGGGAAAGGAGGAGAGGAGAUUCAUGACGUUAUGAUAGCGAGGGGGCAUGGAUGGCGUUUUGGGUGUGUGUGGGCUUGAACAAGUAGUUGUACAUAACUACUGACCUGCCUUGUCCUCAUUCAUUUAGAGGAGAGGAAGAAUCGAUACCCGUUCUCCAUAGC
This is a messenger RNA of Paraphaeosphaeria sporulosa, 3006 nucleotides long. RefSeq lists its product as uncharacterized. NCBI's taxonomy places the organism in Eukaryota, Fungi, Ascomycota, Dothideomycetes, Pleosporales, Didymosphaeriaceae. The transcript has 2 exons. Gene Ontology annotation, molecular function: DNA-binding transcription factor activity; sequence-specific DNA binding. Bases 468 to 2768 code for a protein of 766 amino acids. The record is from RefSeq and is a predicted model, not a curated record. Gene Ontology annotation, biological process: regulation of DNA-templated transcription.